This is a messenger RNA of Naegleria lovaniensis, 2103 nucleotides long. RefSeq lists its product as uncharacterized. NCBI's taxonomy places the organism in Eukaryota, Heterolobosea, Eutetramitea, Acrasida, Naegleriidae. The transcript has 2 exons. The coding region runs from base 1 to 2103 and encodes 700 amino acids. The record is from RefSeq and is a predicted model, not a curated record.
AUGUGGUCAUUGAGGAUAGGGAAACGAUUGGCAAUUUUUGUUGCCAUUCUUUGCUUUGCUUUUGUCGUUGAAGUAGUGAGCGGGCAACAACCAUUGCAGUGGAGUUCUUGUGAUCAUUAUUAUGAUUUUCAAAUUCCAGAAAAUACGCAAUUCGUUCCGAGGUCAUCACUCUCAAAGGAACAAGUGAUGUAUUUUCCAAUUGUGGAUGCUAUUAAUGACCUGAACUCUCAAAAAAAUCAAACCUACCUCACCAAAGCCGAAUGUUCACAAUUUGAGGUUCCUCUCGACCACUCCUCCAACACUAGCAAUGCACAUGUUAAACUGUUCGUCAAGAGAAUACGAGGUUCCAAAACACAAAAUGCUCCUCGAGCUCUGUGGUUGCUAUCUGGUGGUCCUGGUCUCGCCAGCAAUAUUUUCGACUUGAUCAUGGAUCUCUUGUCUAAAUUAUUGGGAGAUACAUUCGACAUAUACACUACUGAUCAUCGAGGAGCUGGCCGCAGUACUCGUGUCACUUGUACCUUAACUCAGGCAGAGACUUUGGGAAGCGACGAAGGAAUUACAAUUUCUCAGAAAGAAUGGACUAAACCAGGAUGUGCUCAAGCAUUUGUUGCUGAAUGGAACGACGAUAGGGCGCAACACUUUUCUUCAAAGGCUGCUGCUAUCGAUGUUGUGAAAUUAAUCGAGGCCAUUAAUCUCCCACAAAAUCAAAAAACAUUCAUAUAUGGAGCUAGCUAUGGAACGGUAUGGAUUUCUCGAAUUAUUCGAUAUCUCGAAUUGAAUCAAAAGGAUAUUGCACAAAAUUUAAUUUCUGGAUUGAUUAUGGAUGGAAUUGUGAAUGUGAUUGGAAAACCAGCUCCAAUGAAUGAUCAACCUGGACCUUCUGAAAAUAUCAAAUCUGGGCGAUUGGUGUUAAACUCUUGGGAUGAAAAUUUCAAUGGUGUAGGCAAUGCAUUAUUUCAACUCUGUGCUCGAAAUUUGACAGCAAUGGCCCUCGCUCAACAAAUUUCACCACAGUCCGAUACAUCAAUGUUCGCACACCCAAAAGCUUAUGAAGAUGUGGCGAAUGAUUGCCGAGAAAGGUUUGAAAAGCAGUUAAUCGAACAUGACAAUGACAUGACGUUAUAUGUGAGACGAGUAUUGAAUAAUGUGUAUCAUCAAGAAACAGGUAGUUCAUGUCGUCCUGUACGAGAUUCUCUCUCAGAAUUGCAAUUGAAAACACUUUUUCAAAUUUUAUUAGCAGAUUUAUAUGGAAGAGUGUUGAUUCCUGCUAUCAUCUAUCGAUUGGAUCGAUGUGACGAAUUUUUAGACAUCCCUUUUCUGCUUCAUGUGAACGAUGUAGUAAUGAACGCACCAGCUCCUUCUCCUCAAUUAGUCCCAUUACAAUCUCCAGUAUUGCAAGCUCAUAUAACUUACUCUGAGUUGUGGAAUCCAAAUUUCAGUAUUCAACAAAUGCUUUCAGAAUAUAACAGUACUAACACCACAUUUGGUGGAGAGGUGAUUCGCAUGGCCUCUCUAUUUCGAAUCACAGAAUGGCCUACUUAUCAAUUAGACUCUGAUUAUUUCGAAAAGUCCUUUUCUCUACCUAACAAGAUUCCACUCCUCAUGAUGAAUGGAAAUUUGGAUCCUCAAACACCCUUAUGGUCAGCUCUUUCACAAAAUGCAUCCAUUCAAAAUGAGAAUUCCAAUUCUGACGAUAAUGGUCUGUAUGAUUUGGUCAUUGUUCCAUUUUCACCACAUGGUGUCGUGGUUGGCCCUACCAGUCGAAAUUCCUUAAUACCUGUAGGCCUUCAAUUAUUAGUGAAUUUCAUUACCAUGGAAGAGCCCAAUCCAUUUACAUUGAAUCGAACAUGUUUGGAUCAAGUUGAAUUUAAUUUUACAGGAUCUCUCUAUUACAAUCAACGCAUGUAUGGAGUAUAUAAUUUAUAUGAAGAUUCGUAUUAUGCAGACAAUGGAAGAAAUGCCACUGUGAGCUUGUAUUUGAUGGUGGGAUUACUGGUUGGAACAUUGAUUGUGGCCAUUACUGUCAUGAAUGGCCUUAUUUAUUUUAUUAUUACUUUGAGAGAUAAGAAAAAGAUGAAGGUCUUAGAAGAUGAUAUUGAAUAA